Messenger RNA from Brienomyrus brachyistius, 803 nucleotides. It is a transcript of the gene cnpy1, whose product is annotated as canopy FGF signaling regulator 1. NCBI's taxonomy places the organism in Eukaryota, Metazoa, Chordata, Actinopteri, Osteoglossiformes, Mormyridae. The transcript has 6 exons. The record is from RefSeq and is a predicted model, not a curated record. The coding region runs from base 87 to 650 and encodes 187 amino acids. Gene Ontology annotation, cellular component: endoplasmic reticulum.
UUCUAUUGGCUGCCUAGCUGUUCGUCUUUCUCAAAGCCCUCCCCCUCGUCGAUCGUGGCAGCGCCAGAGACAAGCACCAGGCUGAAAUGGCUCUGUGCCUGGCUCGGAUGACCCUUGUCGUCGUGGCGAUGGCUGUCCUCAGCAAGACGGCGGAGGGAAAGAAAGAUAAGAUGCUGUACUGCUCAGCCUGCAGGGCACUUGCUGAUGAGCUGAACUACUCCAUCAGCCGAGUCGACCCGAAGAAGACCAUCCAUGUGGGGAGUUUUCGGCUCAAUCCGGACGGAAGCCUGGAUGACAAAAAGGUUCCUCUCGCUAGAUCGGAGACUCACCUAACUGAGCUGCUAGAGGAGGUCUGCAAUAGCAUGAGUGACUACGGACUUCACGUGGACCCAGACACCAAGGAGAAGAGCUACCGGCGGUUCGCUCCCAGGGAGAGUGGUGGGGGUGACUUUCCAGACCUGAAGAACUUCCAGUUUGAUGGCCCCCACGGCUCAGAGUCCCUGAAAUUCGCCUGUGAAAGCAUAGUGGAGGACUAUGAGGACAAAAUCAUCUCGCUCUUCACGCAAGGGGAGGACCACGUGGUCGACACAUUGUGCAGCGAAGUAUCAGGUCACUGCAAAAGCGCCUCAUCCUCUCGUGCUGAACUGUAGUCCAGCUGAUGACGCUGAUGGCGAAGUCGAAAUAAGAACAAACAAUCCAAGUAUCAAAACCAUUGUCAGACUUAAACAAUUGCUGGAAAUUAUAACUUUUGUUUGAAGCUAUUUUUGAAUAUUUUAAUAAUAAAGUUUCUAUUUAAAGAAAAA